ACCAAUUACAUUCAGAGAGAAAACAUCUGGCUACACCCUCUGGCUCUGAACCAAUCACCACCAUUUUAGUUGUAAACAGCUUCGAUUGCAUUUGCUGUUUUCAUAGGAGCUUUCAACACAACCUCCCUUCGCUGCACCCACAGUCGACUGUGAAGUUCCUCGAGUAUUUGCAGUAUUCAGAAGAGAGAUGAGCUGUCAACACAAUCUCUUGCUUUUAUUCCUCUGUGGCUUCGCUGUGCUCACUGUCUCAGCACAGACAUGUGGAGAACAUGUGCUAGAAGGAACAUCCUGCAGCAUUAAUGGGAAAACAAGCAACAAUGAAAAAGCUGCUGAUAUCAGAUGGAGCUUUAUCUCCAGUGAUGGAACCACAACUCAAUGGAAAAAAGGAUCCAACAGAAAACCUCCAGCAGGAUUAACAAUAGAAGAAGACGGAUCUUUAAGAUUUGAAAGUGUUCGUCAGAAUAACACCGGCACAUAUAAAUACACUGCUUUUGAUGCCAGUGACACACAGAUCAGUGCUGAAACUGUGGAACUGAGAGUUUAUGUGAAGGCUCCUAAACCUAACGUGAAGAGUGAAUGCAAACCUGAUGGGACUGUUACACUCCUCUGUGACACUGGAAACUAUAAAGACCUGCAUAUAUCCUGGUAUGAAGACGACAAGAUCAUGCAGGACGAAACAGAAACUCAUCUGACCCUAACAUCGUCUAAAGUAAAGGAGAAUAAACUGUACGCAUGCAGUGUAAGCAAUCCUGUCAGCAGCGAACAAAGUGACAGAAUUACAGUGUCAUAUAGUGGCCCAGAUCAAGUCUCAGCACAGACAUGUGGAGAACAUGUGCUAGAAGGAACAUCCUGCAGUAUUAAUGGAAAACCAAGCAACAAUGUAAAAGCUGCUGAUAUCAGAUGGAGCUUUAUCUCCAGUGAUGGAAACACAACUGAAUGGAAAAAAGGAUCCAGCAGAAAACCUCCAGCAGGAUUAACAAUAGAAGAAGACGGAUCUUUAAGAUUUGAAAGUGUUCGUCAGAGUAACACCGGCACAUAUAAAUACGCUGCUUUUGAUGCCAGUGACACACAGAUCAGUGCUGAAACUGUGGAACUGAGAGUUUAUGUGAAGGCUCCUAAACCUAACGUGAAGAGUGGAUGCAAACCUGAUGGGACUGUUACACUCCUCUGUGACACUGGAAACUAUAAAGACCUGCAUAUAUCCUGGUAUGAAGACGACAAGAUCAUGCAGGACGAAACAGAAACUCAUCUGACCCUAACAUCGUCUAAAGUAAAGGAGAAUAAACGGUACGCAUGCAGUGUAAGCAAUCCUGCCAGCAGCGAACACAGUGACAGAAUUACAGUGUCAUUCUCAGCACAGACAUGUGGAGAACAUGUGCUAGAAGGAACAUCCUGCAGCAUUAAUGGGAAAACAACAAAGAAUGAAAAAGCUGCUGAUAUCAGAUGGGGCUUUACCUCCAGUGAUGGAAACCCAACUGACUGGAAAAAAGGAUCCAGCAGAAAACCUCCAGCAGGAAUAACAAUAGAAGAAGACGGAUCUUUAAGAUUUGAAAGUGUUCGUCAGAAUAACACCGGCACAUAUAAAUACACUGCUUUUGAUGCCAGUGGCACACAGAUUGGGGAUGAAACAGUGGAACUGAGAGUUUAUGUGAAGGCUCCUAAACCUACUGUGACGAUCAAAUGUAUUGCAUCUCAAGACAUUGUAAUACUCCACUGUAAAAACCUUGAAAACAUUAAAGAUCUGACCAUAUCCUGGUAUGAAGAUGGCACGAUCGAGAAAGUUGAAAAAAAAUCUGAGCUUACCUUAAAAUUGUCUGACGUGAUAAACAAACAGUAUGCAUGCAGUCUAAGCAAUCCUGCAAGCAAUGCACAAAGUGAGAGAAUUACAGCCUCAUGUAGUUCAAUACCUAUAACACUUUUCGGCUUUGAUUUUUGGAUCAUGAUUGGGAUUUUAGCAGGUGGAGGAGCGCUUUUGCUUCUGCUGUGUUCUGUUCUCAUCUGCUGUGCAUGUCGAAGGUGUAGACACAAGAAGCACAGACUAGAUGCGGAAGAGUUCAGAUUGACUGAGCUUCAACCUCCAUUUAGCAAUGGUACCAACAGAUCCAAACAAACUGCAAGAGGUCAACCGGCACCACCUAUCCCGCAAGAAGAGUCCAUGCACUGUAACCCGUCUCCACAAUCCACGCCACAGAUACAACCUCAACCCAAAGCUCAGAUCCGCGCUAGACCUCCGCCACCACCUCAGGACGAGGAUGAGGAAGAUCCACCGCCCCUACCUCGCCCGAGAAAUAAACAACACCGGAAGAAACACCAGGAGCCCUACCGUCCAAUGGAAUGAGAUGCCUGCGUAUUUACUGAACAAUAGCAAUAUGAGAAUUUCCUGCAAUUACUUUGGUAAACUAACAGCCUUAUUAUAUGGUAAGAGCGCCAUUUAAUACAUAGUUCGCUAUCAAUAAAAUUAGUAAUUUUUUAAUUUUAUUGAACAAAGUUUAAGAACUUACAAUGCCAAAGCUGUUCACAAUAGAAAAGUAGAUGGUGGUGUAUAUUUAAAGCUACGACUGCACAAUUUAUCAUUUAUUUGUACUCGCUAUAAUGGUAUUUGCAAUAUCAGUAUCACAGAGAGGUGCUAUAAAUGGCAUUUAUUCCAUGCAUAGAUUGUUUUAUUCACAUUUGACCAAUCAGUUAGGGCCUUAUUAUCUUUAGACUCACCUCUAGAGUAGUUGCUGUUCUGCUAUUGGCUAAAGUGGCCCAACGAUGAACCUAGAGCUAAAAAUUUAAUUAAAAAAAUAGUCGAAAUGAGAGAUGAAAAUUACAACAGCAAAUUAGAAUGAGAAUAUCUGCAGAGUUUUUAACAAUUCAAUGUUUUAAAGAAUAAUUGUUUGCAUCUUGCUUGAAUUAGAUUUAAUAAUAUCAGAAAAAAAUCUAGAAACUGUUUGUUUUAGUAUGAUCAUUACAUAAAUAAAUAACUUUUUAAAAAAUAGCUAAUAAAAAAACAUUUCUUAAAUGUUACUGCAGCACUCAAUAUAGCAUAUCACAUUUCUUCCAAGUAUUGUGGCCCAACUUAAAAACUCCAUAGUUAUGAGCACCUACAACUUGUGCGCUUUAUUUGUCAUAAUUUACAAUGCAACUUUAGCAAAGAUCAAAAUUUAAUUUAUUAAAAUCAAAACAAUUUCCAUAAAGUAUACAUAAAACCAUUUCCCAAACUGUGUUUUCGGUUUCAACGUGUAAUUCUGUUGUAUGGUGCUGCGAAAAGGGGCGGGAUUAAACAAGAUGAUUAGACAAUUAAAAAAAGUGAGCAAUUGGUCAAUAUUUAAAAUUUCUGUACAGAGAGGUCAUGUUUUGAUCUUUGAUUGGUCUCACUCAGUCACGUGAUGCGAUUUUAUAGAGUUCACCAAGCUUGAACUUUGCAAUGCAGCAAACUUGUUGCAUGAGCUUGCGUUUCCGGUCUGACACAUUUGCGUGCAUAUAAAUGGAAGUCUAUGGGCAAAAAGUUCGUGACCUUAACUCUAAAUCACAGGUGUUAAACUCAGUUCCUGGAGGACUGCAGCUCUGCACAGUUUAGUUCAAACCCUAAUUAAACACACCUCAUGAUUUUCGUUACAUGGUGGGGCACUACACAAAAAUGCAUCCCGCUACUGCUACAUUCCAGUUUCUCACUCAAAACAUCAGUCAUUGUUGUUGUUGUUUUUAAUAACGGGUUAUAAUUGCCCCAAAACUUAUUAAAAGGUAAGUGAAUUAUAAUAGCGUAAACCUUUCUGUAAUCGUAGUAGUGUUGUGCGGUAUUUGUUUAACCUUAUGAGGUUACGUGCUGACUGACUGACUGACAGGUGCGUGAUGCGUGAGGCCAGCAAACACGACGUAGCUUUCAGUUAGGAUGAACAGUUUCCAUAAUUAUACUUUAUUUAUAGAUAAAGGGCUGUGGUUCUGCAUACAAUGACUUUAUCUUGCUGGAGUUUAAAACCGUUUCACUUUACUUCAGGACGCAUUAAUGCCGCUCUGUAGGUCUAUUGGAGACAUUCAAAAAUAUUCCUAGCAAAUCUUAAUAAAUGUAGAUGUACUCACUGCAUAAACCUGUUAAAAUUGCACUUCAGCAGCGUAUAUUUGAGGGCGUGCAAGAGGUUUUGUGCACGAACAGAGGAAAUCGGUGCACAAGCAAAAAGAUUCACAUGCUCGUAUUGCAUAAAUUUGAUCUCGACUUGUAAUACUGCACUCACCAAGUUCAAGUUCAAGUUGCUUUAUUGGCAUGACAUUCAAUACAGUAUUGCCAAAGCACUUCAAGUAUGUAGUAUACUAAAAUCAUUAAAUAAUAAAAAUUUUAAAUUAUAAUAAUACAGUAAAUAAGACAUAAAUGACAAAAAAAACAACAACAAACAAACAGAUAAUAUAUCACCACAUUUCUCCAUUUGUCAUUGAAAUAACGCCAUAGGUAGUUGGUAGAUUUGUGUAAAAGGUCUGCCGCCACAGCUGGAAAAUAUCCUAGAGGAAACACUGCUCCUGAUCAAAUAAUUGAACCGUUCAGGUGUGUUUGAAUCCUACAAGUGAGUGUGUUGAAGCAGGGUUAGAACUAAACUGUGCAGGGCUUCAUGAACUGAGUUUGACACCCCUGCAACACAAUGCUUUUUUUUUGCCAUCUUGAUUUCCCAGAAACAUCAUAUUUAAUGUAUUUAACAUAUUUGUAAUGACAAUUAGCUUUAAACCAUGAUGAACGGAAAACAGUUUGCAAGCAAAAGUGACAGCAUUCAUUAUAAAGCCAUAACUAUUGUUUCUAAUAGCAUCACAUUUUCUGUAAACUCACUUUGAAAACAAUCACUGAGUCCCAGGUCAGAGGCCGCAUCCUUUGAAGGAUGUCCGUAGGAUGUUUCUAGGAAAGUUCUGUCAAAAUAAUGUCACAAAAUGAGAAAGUUUAUAACACAAGGACUGUUCAAGUCCUGGACUAUGCCAAGAUUCACCAGUGACGACAGGACAUUUUUAGAGAGAAUCCCAGAUUACACUUUUAAAUGUGAGUAUUGUGUUUCAGUUUAUUUAUACCCUUAUGACAAUUAACCAUAGUGUUACUACCAAGCCUAUAUGUCAUCAGUUGGCCAUAUUGUAGGCUAAAAACGUAAACAAUGGCACUGAACCAAAUGAAACUCACAUAUUUUGCUAGGUUAUGAGCUGUAAAUAAUAAAUAUUAUUAACUUAAAAUGUUUAGUUUAAUAAGUGAAAGAUUAGUUUAAUAUCUUUAAGGUUAGUGUGAUUUCACCAAAUAGGACUUGUUAUUAGAUUAACAUCUAUGAUGAUCCUGGAACAACAUUCCAAUCAGCCAAUCCGAAUUAAUGGAUAUGUUUACUGUUUAUGUUAAGUUUAGACUUAUGGUUAGGGUUAUGUACUUGAUUGUUCUCCAACUUUUAUUUAUGGUUGAGUUUAAGGGUAGGCAAUAGGCAUGGAUUGCAUUUUCCAACAGAAAUGAUGUUCCAGGAUCAACAUAGAUGUUAAUCCAGGAUUGCAUUGUACUUCCCUGCUGAAAAAAACAGCUUAAACCAGCCUAAGAUGGUUAGCUGGUUGACCAGGCUAGUUUUAGAGGGGUUUUGGCCAUUUCCAGGCUGGUUUCCAGCCAUUUGCAGCCUGGUUUUAGCUAGUCAGGCUGGUUUAAGCCUGGUUUAAGCUGGACAUAGCUGGUUUGGGCUGGGCUCCCAGCCUGGAUAGGCUGGUCAAGCUGGUUUUAGCUGGUCAACUUCCAGCCUGACCAGCUAAGACCAGGCUGGAAAUAGCUGGAAACCUGCCUGGAAAUGGCCAAAACCCCUCUAAAACCAAGCUGGUCAACCAGCUAAAACCAGCCAACCAGCCUAGGCAAAAAUCAAAAUCAUGCCCACCAAUAUCUUAAUUAACACUGUAUAUUUUACCGCCUAUUGAACUCAGUUUGCCAAAACAAUCCAGUUUUCUGCAAAAUUUAAACUUUUUAACAUGUUCAUACAUAAAUGGGGCAAGGAGACCAUAUUAAAGCCCCACUUUAAAUAUUAGUCCACCUCUCACAAAGAUUAAAUAGCCUCUGAACUGCGACACAGCUCAAGUUUAUGUUGGACGACGAUGCUAAUCUCUCAAACCAUUUACUAGUCUGUUUAUCUCUUAGCCAAAUUAGGCCUAUACUAUGCAAUUUACGUUAAUCAGUCCAGUGUCAGCUUUCCUAACAUUUGUAACGUCAGUUAAUAACGUCAAUUUUAGUUAACAACGUCUAUUUUAAACAACAACAUUGUAUCAGCUGCUUACCUGCUCAUUAGAUACAUUUUUCGUAUAUCCAUCUUUUAAAAUCGUGAUACUUUUAAAGUUGUUUUAGUGACAUUUUACACCGUGGAGAUCACCUUUAAUCACGACCACAUCAGAUUCAUCCGCGCUAAACAGCGGAGCCCAACCACAGCUCAUGUUAUUGCGACAAAACAAUGUUCCUCCGCGAGUUACUUGUAGAUUUCAACCACUAGAGGGCCAAAUGCGACGAACUGUCAUUAAAGCUAUGCUAAUUAUUUAUUGCUUUAUUAAGUAAUAUAAAGUAAUUGUUUUGCAAGACUUGUAUUAUAAUUGUAAUUCAAUAAUAAAAAGUUGUGCAGAUUGUUUUAUUUUUGUAUUUUUUCAACAGUUUUUUUCUUAUUCGGCCAGUAAUUAGGCCUAUAUAUAGAAUUAUAUAUUAUAUUUUGGCCAAAUAUUCUGUAAAUCUCUAAAAAUAAUGCAAACCGUUACUAUUGUCAUAUUUUAUCACAGUUUUAUCCACUUUAGGAUUGCUUUCUUUGCCUUUAUGGCACAAAUACUGCUGUUUUUUUUUUCUCUAAUACUGAAGAAUCUAAUAUUUCUGAGCUAUAGACCAAGGGUUUCCAAUCUCUUUUAUUAUGAAAGGCCAAAAACCAAACUUGAUUGAGGGUGGUGGGUAGAAGGUAAAUAUGCCAAACUGUAUUACAUUUAAGUGACCAUGGGUAAUUUCCUAAUUUAUUUAAUAAUAUAAAGAUAUAACUAAAAACAUCGCUUUAAAUUAACUAAUGCAGUAUAUAUUUUUUACAUUUUAUGAUGAGCUUAUUAUUUUUAAAAACAAAAACAGUCCCAUUUAUAACAGAAUGGAGUUCAAUGUCAAAUACACACCCACAUUCCCUAGUUUGGGCAUCUCUGUUUUAGAGUAAUAUAUAUAAUUUCACUUGAUUCUUAAAACGAGUCCUUUAAAUGUGCACUAAAUAACCAGCUUUUCUCUCGUGUGUCUCAUGCAAAUUGCUGUAAAUAUAUCUGAGGUUGUAAUUGUCUUUAGGGGAGCAAUUUUAAAGUGCAACUAAUGUGUGCUUUGUAUUUGAGCCUGUUUUCUCAAGAGUGUAUAUUCAUUUUAUGUCUGUUUGAGAGAUCACAAAAGUCAGAAAUAAAGACUUAUAUAUAUUUAA
This is a messenger RNA of Danio aesculapii, 7391 nucleotides long. RefSeq names its product hemicentin-2. Lineage: Eukaryota; Metazoa; Chordata; Actinopteri; Cypriniformes; Danionidae. Bases 188 to 2338 code for a protein of 716 amino acids. The record is from RefSeq and is a predicted model, not a curated record. The transcript is spliced from 11 exons.